Messenger RNA from Meyerozyma guilliermondii ATCC 6260, 1725 nucleotides. RefSeq lists its product as uncharacterized. The coding region runs from base 1 to 1725 and encodes 574 amino acids. NCBI's taxonomy places the organism in Eukaryota, Fungi, Ascomycota, Pichiomycetes, Serinales, Debaryomycetaceae. The record is from RefSeq and is a predicted model, not a curated record. The transcript has a single exon.
AUGAAUCCUUUCACGAGAUCUCGUAACAUAAUUUAUUCUUUUCCUUCACCUCUCUCUUGCCGGUUGCUCGCUCUUAUCGCGAUUUUCAAAUUUGAUCUCACAUUCAUGUCAACCACAUCAAUGCCUCUGCUACAACAGGCUGCCUAUUCUAUACGCACCAGUAUUAGCAAGCAGCUUCACCUAGAUGACAAGAUUACCAAGAACGAGUUUACGUCCAAAAUCGAACUUCUACAAGACAUAACGUUCAAUCUUAGCUCUCUUCUUCAGCACAAUCCACAUGAAACUUCCGUUUGGAUCGACCUUUUAACCGUUUUUCUGGACCAUUUAGUGGUAUACAAGCAACAUUAUCGAUCCUUGGUCCUCUCCAAAAAGCAAGAAUGGACUAUAUAUCCUAUAGAGAAUCGGAUCUCGAAAGUAUUUGGAGUAUUUGGCCGCUUAGUGCUGACGCUUUUAGGUCUACAAAUCACUAGGAUCUCAAUUGAUGUUGAGGAGUUACUUUGCAACACAUAUUCGCUUGCUGAAGUCGAAUAUAUUGGUGAAGUUCAGUAUUUCAAUAAUACUGAAACUUUGGUAUCUCAAAGCACCCUGGUCGUAUUAGCGAUGAAGAGCCAAGAACUGCCUUCCACUUAUAUUCGAAUUCUUACCGGCUACCUCAGAUGUGCUUACAUUGCAGGGCUUUCUCAUUAUACAACCGAUAUCUUGAAAGCAACAUCUCCUCUUGAAGUUAUACCAUUGAUCGAAGAGUCCUCGAUCGAAUAUUCCGUGAUAAAUGACUUUUUCAAGUAUUCAGCAUUCAAUCUAGUCACCAACUCGGUGCGAGGAAACAGUAUUGAAGACAAGUAUAACCUCCAUGCCGAUCUCUUCUUCAGAGUGUUGUUGAAUCUCCCCAAUCUUAAACUCCUGGUGUUCCACAAAUACAACUUUAACGAAGAAUCUGCCGAGUCUGCUGUGUGGCCCGAGCCUGCAACACCACGAGAUCCUGCUUUCGUAGCGGAUGAUCCGUUGGUUCGUCGUCAAGAAAUCUCCUUCAUGUAUAUUCUAAACUACUUGCUAUCGCUCACCGAUAUGCUGCAGUUGGUCGAUCCAGAUGGCUAUUACGAACGUGAGCUUCAGUUCUUGUCUCUGUCGCUUACAUGGAGAAACACAAAAGAUAUACGAAAUGCUUCGAGAUCAGGAAGUACCCAUUCGGAAGCACUGCUCUAUAUGGAACCUCGAGACGAUGAGGCAGAAGCACCAGCGAAUAUGACGGCUGCAAGCCAUCCUAGUUUGAGCUCAAUGAUCCUUCAUGGAACAUAUUCACAGAUCAACAUAAUGGUGUGCCAGAUAUUCAACAACCUCAAAAAACCAACGCUCAACAUUCCUUUUGUCCUCAAGGCGUAUAAUUUGUCCAAGGACAGCGAAUUGCACUACAAUGUAUCGCUCAUAGACCCAGAGAAAUUUCCCGGAAAAAUAGCCUAUGCCUCGGUGCUAGAUAAGAUAGUACGUUUGUUACAUGUUCUUUCGGCUCAAUUUCUUGUCGACAGAACUGGUUUGGAUGCUAUACCAACGGGCCUUGUGGAUUCAAUGUCUUUACAGCAAAUUGACACGACUAUAAAACCGUUAAUGGCUCGCUAUGAGAGCCAAAGUGCAAAAACAAGUGACUUGAAAUCACGCAAAGGAAAAACUCUAGCAUUGGCACAAUCCAUACAGAUGCUAGACGAAAUCUCAGCCAGACUCGAUGUGUGA